Messenger RNA from Punica granatum (pomegranate), 742 nucleotides. The record is from RefSeq and is a predicted model, not a curated record. Lineage: Eukaryota; Viridiplantae; Streptophyta; Magnoliopsida; Myrtales; Lythraceae.
ACAGAAGUCAAGAACUGAAUCAAAAACAAACUACAAAAUCAAGGCCCAAAAGAUUUCAGACACAUUCUCUCUCUCUCCCCCCUCCUGUCUCCCUAUCUCUCUCUGUGUCUAUCUGUGCUUCGUUUUCAUGGCAGAGCAGCUGACGGAGGAGCAGAUCGCGGAGUUCAAGGAAGCUUUCAGCCUCUUCGACAAGGACGGCGAUGGCUGCAUAACUACCAAGGAGCUUGGAACGGUGAUGAGGUCUUUGGGACAAAAUCCUACGGAAGCUGAACUCCGCGAUAUGAUCAAUGAGGUCGAUGCUGAUCAGAAUGGAACAAUUGAUUUCCCCGAGUUCCUGAAUUUGAUGGCGCGUAAGAUGAAGGAUACCGAUUCAGAAGAGGAACUCAAGGAAGCUUUCAAGGUCUUUGAUAAAGAUCAAAAUGGCUUCAUUUCUGCUGCAGAGCUCCGCCAUGUAAUGACAAACCUCGGAGAGAAGCUAACGGAUGGGGAGGUUGAUGAGAUGAUCCGGGAGGCCGACAUGGACGGCGAUGGCCAGGUCAAUUAUGAGGAAUUUGUUAGAAUGAUGUUAGCCAAGUAAAAUCCAUGGAAUCCAUUCGUCUGUAUCUAUGAGUUUCUUAUGGUUCCUCUGGAAUGAACUACAAAUUAUGGAUCUCCGGAAAUAUUCGAUUUGCUCGGAUGCUACCGGGCUUGUUUGACAGUUAAUCUGCGGUUGCUUUCAAUGAGCUCGUAUGUCUUAAAAGUG